This is a messenger RNA of Hirundo rustica (Barn swallow), 1457 nucleotides long. It is a transcript of the gene METAP1D, whose product is annotated as methionyl aminopeptidase type 1D, mitochondrial. Bases 208 to 1248 code for a protein of 346 amino acids. The transcript is spliced from 10 exons. Lineage: Eukaryota; Metazoa; Chordata; Aves; Passeriformes; Hirundinidae. Gene Ontology annotation, molecular function: metalloaminopeptidase activity. The record is from RefSeq and is a predicted model, not a curated record. Gene Ontology annotation, biological process: proteolysis.
UACCAUCGUGACAGCUGUGGCCGCGUCCUGUUUACAAAUUGCUGCUAGUCACAUUUUCAGUAGUCCUUAUGGGUUUUGCUUUCCCCUAAUACAUCCAAUUAGGAGGAAAUAUUUCUCACAAGCAUGGACUUGCUCUUCUCCUUGUAAUGACAUGGUUCUGCAGUCCAGGAAACAGUGCUGCAUGGUGUCCAUGUCCACGAUUUCCUGAUGUGGGAAAAACGUGUGGAAAGCAUCUGGAGAGGAGGAGACCCCCUUUACCAGCUUGUUUCCUGUUCUGUGACUGGCUGCCACAUAAUCUUUUCUUUGUGCAGUCGUAACUACCUGCACAGACACUCAAGCAAUCAUCAGCAAAGAUGCUUCUUCUUCCAGGGACAAAGAAAUGCUGCUUACAGUAUAGUUUGGCCAGCCAUGGUUUCUCCAGCUCACCAAGUUCCUAAGCACAUAAAGAAGCCAGACUAUGUGACGACAGGCAUUGUACCAGACUGGGGAGACGACAUAGAAAUUAAGAAUGAAGAUCAGAUUCAAGGGCUUCGUCAAGCUUGUCAGUUGGCCCGUCAUGUCCUGCUUCUUGCUGGAAAGGGCUUAAAGGUUGGCAUGACAACUGAAGAAAUAGAUUCCAUUGUUCAUCAUGAAAUAAUCAGACAGAAUGCCUAUCCAUCACCUCUGGGCUAUGGAGGUUUUCCAAAAUCUGUUUGUACUUCUGUAAACAACGUGGUAUGUCAUGGUAUUCCUGACAGUCGACCUCUUCAGGAUGGAGAUAUUAUCAACAUUGAUGUCACGGUGUAUUACAAUGGCUACCACGGUGACACUUCUGAAACCUUUUUGGUGGGCAAUGUGGAUAAAUCUGGUGAAAAGUUAGUGGAGGUUGCCAGGAAAUGUAGAGAUGAAGCAAUUGCAGCUUGCAGACCAGGGGCUCCCUUCUCUGUAAUUGGAAACACAAUCAGCUCCGUGGCACGGCGAGGCGGCUUCCAGGUCUGCCCCUUCUUCGUCGGCCACGGCAUCGGGUCGUACUUUCACGGGCACCCCGAGGUGUGGCACCACGCCAAUGACAGUGAUUUGUUAAUGGAAGAGGGAAUGGCGUUCACAAUAGAGCCAAUAAUAAUGGAAGGAUCCCCCGAAUUCAAGAUUCUGGAGGAUAAAUGGACUGCAAUUUCUAUAGACAAUAAAAGAUCGGCACAAUUUGAACAUACCCUUGUGAUUACCUCCGAAGGAGCAGAAAUCCUUACCAAACUGGUGGAAGAAGCCUAAAGAUGGAGCAAGGAGUGGAGAGACUUGCUGUACUUCUGGGAUUUCAAAUUUCACUCGGGACACAGGUUUCUGUAAUUUCUGAGGGGAAUGAGCGUUGCAUAAGUCACUCCAGGGGCCAGAAAAAGCAAUUUGAGGGGUUGGCCCUGGACAUAGUUCUUUCUGUGUAUUACCCAGUGAGUAUUUAAUAAAAGUCCUUAGCUUUUUUGUGA